AUGCAUGAUGCAUCAAUGUCAUGUCCAGUCUACAUCAUAGACUCUUGGUGGACUUCUGAAUCGCCACCUGAGGAAGUACAUCUCCACUGCAAUGUGUCUGGGAAGCACAACGCAUCAGUCUACUGGAAGAAAGACAACAAGAUUGGCAGUCGUGAUGCAAGCUGGAAAAUAAAAGUGAAGGAGCCCCGAGAUGCUGGCAAUUUCACCUGUUGGAGCAGUUCGACCAAUGAACUUUUAAAUUACGCUACUCUGUACAUUGCUAAAAUAAAUCAAGAAGGGAGAAUAAAGCAUCAGAUUCUCAACAGUGAAGGAUCAAGCAACAGCAACUUCAAAUGUACAGCAAAUAAUUAUUCUGGGAACUUCACAUGUUCUUGGAUGAUAGCCCCCCAAAGCCAAAAUCAGAAUCUGAAGUUUGCAGUCAGAAGUCUAAAUAGUGAUAACACUUCAGGAAGUGUAACUUGUGAGGAGCCCAUAAGAGAUUUUGCUAAACCGGGAAGAUACUCCGUUUCCUGCAAGAAAGAGAAACCCUGCCUAUCUGCUGAAGAGUAUCAGCAAAUUGAACUUGGUCUAGAUGUCUUUGAUAAACAUAUAUAUGAAAAUGCCACUCUUGGGUUCUUCAUCAAAGAUAUCUGUGAGUAA
This is a messenger RNA of Heteronotia binoei (common prickly gecko), 639 nucleotides long. RefSeq names its product interleukin 12B (gene IL12B). Gene Ontology annotation, molecular function: protein binding. Bases 1 to 639 code for a protein of 212 amino acids. The record is from RefSeq and is a predicted model, not a curated record. The transcript has 4 exons. NCBI's taxonomy places the organism in Eukaryota, Metazoa, Chordata, Lepidosauria, Squamata, Gekkonidae.